AUGGGCUAUGCUAUUUUUGUCUUUGGGCCAGCAGGAUCGGGAAAGAGUACGUUUUGCAGGAGCAUGAAGGAGCAUGGAGCUACGAUAGGAAGGAACUACAAGGUGGUCAAUCUUGAUCCUGCACAGGUAUCUACGGAUGAUGAGUAUGAGAUUGAUAUCAGGGAAUUUGUUACUGUUGAGGAGAUGAUGGAGAGCUAUGAUUGUGGACCUAACGGAGGAUUACUGGCGGUGCUUAAGGAGUUUUAUGAGAGUAUUGACGAGAUGAGUUUUGGGGAUCUUGAGGACUCAUUUCUGGUAUUUGACUGUCCUGGGCAGUUGGAGUUGUUUAUGCAUUCAGAUGUGAUGCUGAAGAUAAUUGAGCAUGUGAAGCAAUACUUUCGAUGCGGAGUUGUUUAUGUGAUGGAAUCGCAGUAUUUUGUGGAUAUUCACAAGUAUAUCAGUGGGUGUUUCUGUGCACUUGUAUCGAUGGCUAGGCUGUCUGUGACAUGCAUGAAUGUGAUUUCGAAGAUGGAUCUUAUUGCUGAGGAUGAGUCUGAGAUUUUCUACACGCCGACGAGUGAGAUGUCACGAAUGUUGGGAAAUAGCAAGUACUCACAGAUAUCGAGAAAGAUCCUGGAGUUUGUUGUUGAGAACAGUAUGAUUGACUUUAUUCCGUUGGAUUGGGGAAAGGAAGAGUCAGUGGAGCAGAUGAUGUAUCAAAUGGAUAGUGCAGUGCAGUACUACGAUGAUGCAGAACCUAGAGCACGUGACAUUGAUGAAUGA
Messenger RNA from Ordospora colligata OC4, 762 nucleotides. RefSeq names its product putative ATP binding protein. NCBI's taxonomy places the organism in Eukaryota, Fungi, Microsporidia, Ordosporidae. The record is from RefSeq and is a predicted model, not a curated record. The coding region runs from base 1 to 762 and encodes 253 amino acids. Gene Ontology annotation, molecular function: GTPase activity. The transcript has a single exon.